AAUUGACUUAUUUGUACAAAAUAUGCAUUUAUUAUUGUGCGUAUAUUGUUUACACUUUUAAUUUUUUAUUUUCGUUAUUAUUACAUCAUAAAGUAUGGCAUUAAAUGGAUUUUUAGACUUUUUCCAGAAAGGAAAGACAUUCAGACCUAAAAAAAAAUUUGCUCAUGGAACAAUACGUUAUAGUCUAUACAAACAAGCUCAAGCUAGCUUAAAUUCUGGAAUAAAUCUAAGAUCUGCUGUGAAACUUCCUCAAGGGGAAGACCUUAAUGAUUGGAUAGCAGUUCAUGUUGUGGAUUUCUUCAAUCGUAUUAAUCUCAUAUAUGGUACCAUAUGUGAAUUUUGUACGGAACAAACUUGUCCUACAAUGUCAGGAGGGCCUAGAUUCGAAUAUCUUUGGGCAGAUGGUGAUAAAUUUAAGAAGCCCACACCUCUUCCGGCCAAGGAAUAUAUAAGUCAUCUCAUGGACUGGAUUGAAAUGCAAAUAAAUAACCAAGAUUUAUUUCCUUGUACCAGUGAUAGACCGUUUCCAAAAAAUUUCUCAAAUUUAUGUAGCAAAAUUUUGGCCAGAUUACAUAGAGUUUUUGUACAUGUUUAUAUACAUCAUUUUCAAAAUAUUGUAACAAUAGCAGCAGUGAGUAUAACUAAAAAUUUAUCAUUUUUAAAAGGUAUUAAUCUAUUUGCUUCAUGUGGUAUGAUACAUGAACAUUAUUUUGAAACACUAAGCCACAAUAAAGACUUGAUAAUCUCUCUGACUUCAUUAUAAAAACAGCAAAAAUUAAAACCAAAAUAUAAAAGAAAGAAAUUAAACAUAAGAAAAACGUUAAUGACGUCAAAAUCAUCCCCAAGAAAUUAGAUUUUCAUUUCUUUUCACUUUCUGCGAAUACUUAUAUUCCAUUCUUGAUUUUUCCUUCCAUGUCCCCUAUCUUCCUUAUUUGAUCCAAACACUUUCUUCUUGGUCUACCUGCUAAUCUUUAUUUCUAUCCAGGUUUUUUCUUUUCACUUCCCUCACCUCCUUUAUUUGAUAUAACCACUUUCUUCUUGAUCUACUUCUCUCUGUAUUACAUCCUGCUUUCUUCACUUCUAUUUUUUUCUCUGUUUCCAUUAUGGGAAAUUUAUCUAUCCCAAAUUGUUUCUAGAUUUACAUACAUCUUUACUCUUUUCAUUUACAGUUUUAGUGUUGUUCCCUGUUAUUGUCAUAUUUUCUGUUUCAUUUAUAAAAUAUUUACUAUGAAUAUUAUAUUAUCUGCAUGAUUUUUUUCUUUCUACUACUUCAAAAACUGGUCUUAUAUUCCCCGUAAUUGGAGAGUAGUAUUAAUAUCCAACUUUUGCAUCAAUUUAUAUUGUUAUUAAUUAAUAAUAUUGUUUGUAUUUUUCAGGAAGCGCACGUAAACACAUGCUACAAACACUUUUAUUAUUUUGUAACUGAAUUUGAAUUAGUAAAUAGGAAGGAACUUGAACCAUUAAGUGAGAUGGCUAUGAAGAUUUGUAAGGACCUACCAGUUUAAACCCAUAAUUAAUCGUGAUAACUAAUUAACUUAUUAUUCAAUUUCAAUGCUCAAAAAAUGUGUACUACUACGAAUUUAACAAUAUAUUCAAGCAUUCUUUCCAAAGGAAAUAUGGUUUCCAAGUUAUGGACUCAUUACUUCCAUGGCAAUAGAGAUGAAUCCAUGAUCUGAGAUCAUAAGUCAGGAAUCUACAUAAUUCUCUUAUUAAUUGUAAGAGAAAGUCACAUGAACAAAAAAAUGAGAUUAAUUAUUUGUAUUAUUUAAAUAGUUUCAAAAACUUUGAAAAUGAGAACAAAAAUUUUCUUUCUACUCAAUUCGAAAUAGAAAGCUUUAGAAGUACUUUUUCACUUUUAUGUAUUAAAUUAAUUAUUCAUUUCCCUGUAUAAUUUUUAUUUUUAAAACAAGCAAAAAUAUGUUGAAUAAUUUUUAAUUUAAUGUUUGUUCGUUUUGUUUAAUUGUUAUGUAUAUUUAAGGCAAUAAAAUUGAUUUAAAGGC
This is a messenger RNA of Diorhabda sublineata, 2000 nucleotides long. It is a transcript of the gene Mob3, whose product is annotated as MOB kinase activator-like 3. The record is from RefSeq and is a predicted model, not a curated record. Bases 95 to 763 code for a protein of 222 amino acids. Gene Ontology annotation, cellular component: cytoplasm; nucleus. Lineage: Eukaryota; Metazoa; Arthropoda; Insecta; Coleoptera; Chrysomelidae. Gene Ontology annotation, molecular function: protein kinase activator activity. Gene Ontology annotation, biological process: positive regulation of protein phosphorylation; signal transduction. The transcript is spliced from 3 exons.